Messenger RNA from Belonocnema kinseyi, 2061 nucleotides. It is a transcript of the gene tobi, whose product is annotated as myogenesis-regulating glycosidase. Gene Ontology annotation, biological process: carbohydrate metabolic process. The record is from RefSeq and is a predicted model, not a curated record. The transcript is spliced from 6 exons. Gene Ontology annotation, molecular function: hydrolase activity, hydrolyzing O-glycosyl compounds. Lineage: Eukaryota; Metazoa; Arthropoda; Insecta; Hymenoptera; Cynipidae. Bases 94 to 2025 code for a protein of 643 amino acids.
CACGAUUUAAUCAUUUUCUUGUAUAAUCGAUACUAGAUAAUAUAAAAUUAGUUAAUUGAAAUGACUCUCAUUAUCGAUUGAACUGCUGCUGAGAUGAGGUGGAAAUUAAUAAUAGGAGUCAUUUUCCUUGCGCUGGUUUUUGCCAGCGCUUGUCUAGAUCCUGAACCUGAUCCAAUGGCUCAAAAUGGCCAGGUCAAAAUUGAGAUAAAAAAUACGAGUGUAGUUCUGGAAUUCACAAUUAAAGGUGGAUCAAAAUUACGAAUCAGCCUCUACAUCAACGACCCUGACAAGUCUCAUCAACAUCAAGCAGAAUCUUGUGGUCAAAAUAAAACUUGCAUCAGGAGUGGAGACGAGAUUCACACAAUGAUAGACACUACCACCGGGAUUAUAAAAGUCUCUCGUUCCAUAAACAACCCCAGAGCAGAAAUAAUCGACUGCAUAGAACUGAAGACUGGAGUCGAAUGGUUCGGAGGACCCCAAAUGCGAUACCAACAUUGGCCAAUUCAACACAUGUACUAUGAAGAAGAGCCUUAUGUUCCAACCCAUCCAACCAACAUGGCAGUGACAGAACGAUACUGGCUUUCCAGCGAAGGCUCUUACAUUUUUGUCGAAGACACUGAUCCCCUCUUUCUGGAUCAGAACAACUUCAAGGACAAGCAUCUCUGUCUGAUAGCGAAAAAUAAAAAUCCGUACACGACUCGUGCAAAGGUGACACUCAAUUAUGAAGUUGGAACAAUGAUAGCCAACCCUAGAAAAGCUCAUGAGCUCGCGAUCAAAAAUCAUUUGGGAAAACCAUCAGGAAUUCCAGACGAGAGGAUGAUCAGACAUCCUAUUUGGUCGACCUGGGCGAGAUACAAAGUCAACGUUAGUGAUAAAAUCGUGAGGGAAUUUGCUCAGGAAAUUUUAUCGAAUGGAUUUAAUAAUAGUCAGCUGGAAAUUGAUGAUAAUUGGGAAACCUGUUAUGGUUCUGCGAUUUUUGAUAGCGAGAAAUUCCCGAAUGUUACGAAGCUCACUGGUGACUUGAAGAAGCAAGGAUUUAGAACGACUCUUUGGAUUCAUCCGUUCAUCAAUGAAGACUGCAGUGCCUACGAAGAUGCUUUCAAUGAAGGAUAUUUCGUUAGGAACAGUAAUAACAGCGUUUCCAUGUCAUGGUGGCAAGGUCAAAAGGCAGCCACGAUAGAUUUUACGAAUCCAUCAGCCGUGAGCUGGUGGGUCGCAAGAUUAAAAAAGCUGGAGGAUCAGGGCAUCGACAGUUUUAAAUUCGACGCUGGAGAAGUUUCCUGGUUGCCUCAACCUCCAAUAUUAACUGGAGAUGAUCAGCUCAAACCUGGAAUUUUCACAACCAAAUACGUGACCGCUUUGGCUGAAAAUUUUGAUAGUUUUAUCGAAGCACGAGUUGGUUGGAGAAGCCAAAACCUUCCUAUCUUCAUCAGAAUGAUUGAUAAAGACUCGAGAUGGACCUGGAACAACGGUCUUCCAACUCUGAUUACAACUCUGCUUCAAAUGAAUUUAAAUGGAUAUGUUUUCGUACUUCCUGAUAUGAUUGGAGGUAACGGAUACGUGAAUAAUUCUCUCAAUUCCACCGAAUUACCCGGAAAGGAAUUAUUCAUCAGAUGGCUUCAAGCUAAUGUCUUCAUGCCUUCUCUUCAAUAUUCCUUCGUUCCCUGGGAUUAUGAUAAUGAGGUGAUAAUUAUUAGCAAGAACAUGACCGAUUUGCAUGCAGAAGUCACUCCCCGAAUCGUAAAAGCUAUGAAAAAAGCGGUCGAGACUGGAGCCCCAGUGAAUCCUCCAAUUUGGUGGGUCGACCCUACUAAUAAGGAAGCUCAUAAAAUUAACGAUCAAUACCUCCUUGGAGAAGAGGUUCUAGUCGCACCAGUGAUUGAAAGGGGGGCAAUUUCACGAGAUAUUUAUCUUCCAAGUGGAAUCUGGAGAGACGGAAAUACCUAUCAAAAAUUCGCUGGUCCAAAGUGGAUAAGAAACUACCCAGCUCCUUUAGCAGUUCUUCCCCACUUUUAUAAACUCUAACUAUUCGUAAAUUAAAACGAACGAAAAUUAAAAAUU